Daldinia decipiens is the source of this 498-nucleotide messenger RNA. RefSeq names its product ubiquinol-cytochrome-c reductase complex subunit-domain-containing protein. The transcript is spliced from 5 exons. The record is from RefSeq and is a predicted model, not a curated record. Lineage: Eukaryota; Fungi; Ascomycota; Sordariomycetes; Xylariales; Hypoxylaceae. The coding region runs from base 124 to 396 and encodes 90 amino acids. Gene Ontology annotation, biological process: mitochondrial electron transport, ubiquinol to cytochrome c.
CUUCCAUCCAAAACCGGAACGGAAGUUGAAGCUGAAGCUGUCACCAAAAAUCACAUCACAAUCAAAGUCAAUUUAGUUGCCAUUGAGUCUCCCGGCCGAUAUACUCUUCGACUCCAAGCCAAGAUGGUGUUCCAGACUCCUAUUCGACGGGCGUAUCCGUCCUACAAGAGCCCCUACGGACCUAAGUACCACUACCAACCGAAUGUUGCAGGGUGGACAUUUAAGCAGAUCAGCAGCCUCGGAUUCAAGGCCGGCGCUUUCGGUGGCGUAGCUCUCUUCGCCGUCAUCUUCUACGCCUCAGGCAUCCCCAGAGUAAAGAAGGAUAUCCUACAAAAAAUACCCUUCAUCGGUGGCUACUUCAUCAAGGAGAUCCCCGCGUCAGACAACCCCUUCUAAACUUGGAUCGUGCUGGUGGUUCUUGCUAGACAGAUAAGGGAGCGCGAUGCUAGAAUAGAGCUCAUACUGCGAACUUCUGUACAAAAUGACAUCCAAAUAGAU